AUGCUGGCUGGAGCGGGAAAACUCGAAGAGGCAUCGUCAGAAUCUUCCUCAUCGCGGGGGAUGAUGAGGGUAUACAUGGGAGGGUUGGGCGAUGGAGUGACGGACUCGGACAUGCGGAAGUUGUUCUCCCCACUCGGCCGCGUGAACUGCAUUGACUUCGUCCGCACCAAAGGCCGUGGCUUUGCUUACAUGGAGUUCACGCCAAGCUCCGAGAAAUCCCUCGCCAAACUCUUCUCUACCGUCAGUCCUUCCUCUUCAUCUCUUGAAUUCUUGUAUUUCUAAUCUACAAUUUUCGAUCAUGCGUUUUCUUUGCCUCUUUCCGCAUUUCCCUCUUCCUUUUUUCUGUGGUAAUAUUGCAUUGCGUUUGCUCCGCCUGUAUCUGUGGAUCUUUUGUAAGGGUCUGUCUGUUCCGGUGCUUUUCUGGACCACUAGGCUUCGUGGGGUGAAUGGGGUUCAUCUUCUGCCUCUAGUCGAAACUUUAAAGUGGGCGAUGCUGACCUUUAUGGAGCCCGUUAUAACCUAGCUCCAUUAUCUUUUCGACUAUCAUGCCUUGUUAGAUUUUUGAUCAUGGAAGGGUGAAAACUAGCGGAAGGUCUUUUGUGCUUCAGCGUUGCAUCGAGCAUUAAGUCAGUGCGCCAUUUUCCUCUAUAUCCUCCCCCUUUCACAAUACGAAGGUCUUUGUGUUUUCGAGUGUGCGCAAAUUUUUUGGCGCUUCUUGUAAAAGCUUAGGGGCUAACGAUUCGUGGUGUUGACGUACUGCAGUAUAAUGGGUGUUUGUGGAAGGGAGGGAGACUGAGACUUGAGAAGGCAAAAGAGCAUUAUCUUGAACGAUUGAAGCGAGAGUGGGCUGAGGAUGCUGAACCUCCUAUCAUGCCUGCUGUUAUUGGCACCCACAUAGAUCCGUGCUCUGCGAACAAAUCAAAUCGUAUGACCAACGAUAAGGCGCAACUGCAGAUUUUUUUCCCCAAGCUAAGAAAGGUAAAUUCCAGGAAAUCAUUGUCUUUAGCGUCACUGGGCAGUUUGACUGAUUUGGACUGGCGUGCUACUUUUUUUGUGCUGGUUAUGUUCUGAAAGAAACAUCCUUGUGUAUAGCAGAGUAUUUAGUAUUUUCUCCUAGUUUUUUUUAAGGUGCAUUGAUGCUCUGUCUAUAGAUAAAUAACUCAGAAAUAUGGAGUGUCCAAUUCUUUUGAAUAAAAAAUGUAGGAAGCGCAAGAUUACCAGUUUGGUCAGAGAAGGCUUCAUAAUCCUAUUCCAUCCGUACAGUGGUGUAGAACAUACACAAAUCCAUUUAAAAGAGAACUCUUCGAUACCAUCAGUGAAAAGCUUGGAUUUCUAACCUUAUAAUAUGUGUCCUUCUGCAGCUUUAUGAAUCACCAAUCCCAGCUGCCUUUCUGCAGUUUUUCAUGAACUGGGCUCCUGCAAAAAUAAUGAAAAGGCAUUUGAAUGUUUUGUGCUCCUCUCCGACAAGGUUGUCCAUGAGACUGCUUGACUUUCGUUGACUGGGAGAUGAAGCCCUUUUCCUGGAAUCUCCCCACCCUCCUUUCCGAAAACGUGUUUUAAUGGCUCCAUUUGUUUUUUCUGGUAGGAAUGUGAAUAUGCCGUGAAAACUUUACAUUGUUCCCGCAUUCAAGACGUCAUAAACUACUUUUUCCUCCGUUAAUUGCCUCAGACAUUUGGUUUUCUUAUCUCUUUAAUAUGCAACAUCACUGAAAUGCGCGUCGGGUCUAUCUGGGGCUCUCUCAUCAAUUCUUGACGAAGGAAAACAACACGUUCAUCUGUAGUCACGUUAUUAUGUCAAACAGGUUCGUUCAAGCCAAGAUCGUUAGCAUUUGUUACUGCAGAAUUAAUCAAUUUUAAAAUAGAAAGGGAUGCUCGAUAAGGCAUGAGUUCCAGUGUUACAAGUGUUGCCUAAUAGGAACAAACGUCUUGGAACCAAUCAAAAGAGCGCAAGUUUACUUUAAAGGUUGAGGAAUUCCUUUCAUCCUUUGGGAUGAUGGAAGCCCCAUAUUGAUCAAAUGUUUGUGGCAUAUUUUAUUAUCUUCCUGGCUAUUUGUCUUUUCUUCCUUCAAUUUUGACGGGCUUCUACAUUUCAAAUCAAAAUUCUGAGCAAACAUAAGUGAGGCUUAUGGGAGACCCCGCCUGCAAUAUGACCAAAUAUAAGAUUUAUACGGUUUUUAAUCAAUGCUUAACGUUUGGUGGCAUGACUUGCGGUUCUAUAUUUAACCCGAGUCAUUACGGAGCCAUUUCAUAUGGUUCGUUUAGAACUCCUAGAUGAUUAUGUGAGAAGCGAAAUUUCUUGUUCAGAGCCUACUUCGUGCAACCACAUAACCGCGUUCUAUAUAAGAAUUUUGUUCAUAAGAAUUUUUCUACUUUCUUGCAUACACCAAUCUUCUUCAGGAUUUUCACAUGUGACAUCCUUUGGGGGUUGUAUGCAAGAGCUCUUUGCUAAUGACCGUUCUUCCUUCCUUUUCUUCAAAUGAGGCAUAUCUAUGCCAGGAUAUGUGAAUAUGCGCUUCCGUUUAUUGUCAUUGUCACCCGUCUCUCGGUCAAGCCUCUCCACGGUAAACUGCAAUUCGUGCAAUGCAGGUGAAGGCGUUACCUUUCAAGGGAACGGGCAAGCACAAGUAUAGUUUCCAGCGCAUCGUGGUACCAUCCCUCCCAGUUCAUUUCUGUGAUUGUGAGGAACACUCUCAGCUCUCUGAAGAUCUUGUCCGGAAACGCCUAAACGGUCUUGAUGAUCGGAAGAUCAUAGUAAAUGAAGAGGAGCUAAAUAUCAUGAACUCUGUGAUGAACAAACUUCUUGAAAAGGAGGCAAGCAUGAAUGUUGCUGAAGGCAGGGGUGUCAGGAGGGAGGAUUUAGGCCACCCAGACACUGAAACACCAGCCGAUGGCAACAAAGCAGCUCAGGAUACAGAUGAGGAGGCGGAUGCAGAGAACCUUGUGACGAACAUAGGGCAUGGGAACAUUGAGGAAGUGUUAAAUCUGAUGCAGGUGAAAACGCGGGUACUUUCUUCUUUGUUCUAUAAGUGGCAAGCUGAAAAAAUAAUUUGAUAUUCAAAGGCAGAAAAGGUUUUCAAUUUUGGUCUUUGAACUCGAACUGUCAUUUUCUUUUUCUCCAGGAGACCAUGCCUGCCAAACGCCAAUCUUUUCGCGAUGGACUGAUUUCCGAGGAGCAUGAGAAGGAGAGAAAGCAGAAAGUUGAGCCUGGAACACCUUCCAAGACGACUUCCAGCGGGAGGGAUCAGCUUUCCCCCUCAGAGAAAAGCAACCUUUCAUCCAGCAAGGUACGACAACAGGAGACGGAACCCCAAGAGAAUGACCUCCCAGUGGCUCAAUCUCAGGGGUCAAAUGCCCCUGAGGAAGAUCCAGGCAUGAAGUCCAAGACCGAUCAGAGCUCAACCAUGGGUGAAUUGACGACGGGGACAUCUUGGAUACAGAAGUCCUCGUGGAAGGAGUUGGUCGGGGAUGCUGAUGGUAGCAGUACGUUCACGAUUUCACAUGUUCUGCCGGGUACUGUUCCUUUGGGUCCAGGAUCAACAAAGUCUGGUGGCGCAGUCAACUCCAGGCCCGACACCACAAGUACCGGCAACACCCAGUCCAACAGUAGCUAUCUAAAAUCUGUGGAAGCCAGGAAGAGCGUGCCGGCCAAGGAGAUGGCAGACCUCCGGCGUCGGGGGAAGUCGAAAAAAGAUCGAAUGUGUGAUGUCGGUGCGAGCAAUCUAGAUAAAGCAUCGCCCGGAUGCGGCAGCAAUCAGAAGUUAGAAACUGUUCCAGCAGCGGCGGUUGGCAUCGGGAAAGUCCACAGCUUUGUGAGGAGUCCUGACUCCGAGAAGGAGUGGGAAAAGGCGAAGGCGGCUUUAAGUGGGUACCUCAAGAGGAGUAGAAAUGGCCAGGAAGCUCCCGAAAGUUGCAAAUCCCGCAGGACCAUUCCUCCUUGA
Spirodela intermedia is the source of this 3938-nucleotide messenger RNA. The record is from the annotation of a GenBank genome assembly. Lineage: Eukaryota; Viridiplantae; Streptophyta; Magnoliopsida; Alismatales; Araceae.